AGCCGAGUGACAGGAGACUAUAUCACUCCGCUUUAGGCAUGGAACCGCCGGAAGGUGGAAUGCUCCUAUCUCGGUUGACUUUAUGCUGGUUGGUGAUUUCCAGAAGCAUGCUGUCAGUGUCACUGAGUAAGGUACCGAUCCUGGUCUGCCAUGAACAAGUAUUUCAGGUUGUGUUGCUGAAGUCCGAAAGCACCAGGCAGCUCUUAGAAGGUCUAGGAGAGGUGCGCUCUAAUGAUGAGUAUGUCUUGCCUUUCCAUGGGGCGCGAUUGCGUCUUUCGAGCACCUCUUCUUCGACAUGAAUAUUCGACGCGACAUGGUCAAUGUAGUCGCAAGGUACUUGGUUCUCGUAGAGAUGAAGUCGAUCCAAACUCAAAGGCACCACUCUAGAGACAAUUAGGGUAGCAGGCUCAACAUGCAUAAUUGGUGGGAUAUAGCAGCAGCCUGGGGAAGGAGACUAAGAACUACCAACGAUGAGUAGUGUCAACCCUGGCCUACACAACCUCGUGGAGCUCCAAACAGGAAAGCCACAUGCCGUCUCACUGCUAGCUUGGAUGCACCAUCAUGCUAUACAGGGGACCAUCCCAAGGAGGUGAUUGUUUCUCAUCAAAAUCACCAUAGAAGGAGACUCGUCCGAAUUGCUGACCAAGGUUUCUGCUCUCCUGCCAUGGUAGGCAAUUGUGGGAGGGCCAUGUGGGAUUAUCACCCAUCGGCUAUGGAAUUAUCACAAAAGAAAAGUAUGGUCAUAGAGUGGAUUGGGGUCAACCAGGCGAAAUCACCCGAGAAGAGCACAAAGCGUAUCGAGGAGAGGGGGAUGAACGAAGGUCGGGUCAUACGUAACCUCCAGGCAA
Molecule: messenger RNA, 848 nt
Organism: Exophiala viscosa
Lineage: Eukaryota; Fungi; Ascomycota; Eurotiomycetes; Chaetothyriales; Herpotrichiellaceae
Exons: 2
Coding region: 39-299 (86 amino acids)
Source: RefSeq, a predicted model, not a curated record